GUGGCUUCUCCGGAAGUUGUUCUUCAUAAGGUUGCUGUUCUGUCCUCCGAGAAAUUGAAAGUGUCAAAUCAGCCGGAGAUCUAAACUAAACGCAUAUUAGAAACAUUUACAUCUACAAAACAUCUUCAGGUGUUGUACAUUGAGCCUGCUCUGGCUCACUCAUGGUUGAGCUGGAGAGCGUGGAUCGAACCUGACACAAGAUGGCCUGUGUAGAUGAACCUCCAGAGAAGCACUGCUGGGUGUGUUUUGCUACGGAGAAGGAGGAUCGAGCUGCAGAAUGGGUCAGCCCGUGCCGGUGUAAGGGCUGCACCAAGUGGAUCCAUCAGUCUUGCUUACAGCGAUGGCUGGAUGAAAAACAGAAGGGAAACAGCGGAGGAGCCGUCAGCUGCCCGCAAUGUGGCACUGAAUACCGGAUAGUUUUCCCCAAAAUGGGGCCUCUGGUAUACUUCCUUCAGCAGGUCGACAGAGCUCUGUCUAGGGCCAGUCCGUUCGCCGCAGCUGGAGUCGUGGUGGGCACCGUCUAUUGGUCGGCCGUCACUUACGGUGCCGUCACAGUUAUGCAGGUGGUGGGCCAUAAGAAGGGUUUGGAUGUGAUGGAGCGUGCAGAUCCUCUCUUCUUACUCAUGGGUUUACCCACCAUCCCUGUCAUGCUGGUACUGGGGAAGAUGAUUCGCUGGGAGGAUUAUGUGGUGCGGAUUUGGCAACGACACUCCUCUAAGCUUCAGAUCUUCAGCGGGCUUGUACCUGGUAUGGGCCGUCCUCUGCCCCGCAUCCCAGUGGAAGGCAGUUAUGGAGGAGACCAUCUCUCUGUGUCUCGCACCCUGUGCGGCGCCCUCAUCUUCCCCUCCAUCGCCAACCUGGUGGGACGCCUCCUGUUCCGCAGAGUCACGUCAAACCUGCAGCGCACCAUCCUGGGUGGCAUUGCAUUUGUGGUGAUCAAAGGAGUGCUGAAAGUAUAUUUCAAACAGCAGCAGUACCUCAUCCAGGCCAACAGACACAUCCUGAAUUACCCAAUGCCCGAGGGACGAGCAGACGGCACUUUUGAGGACGACAACGAAGAUGGUAGCAAUGAAUGAAGACGAUGCACUUGAGGAAAUCAACAAAUGCACUGUAGUAUAGGAUUCUCAGUAUAAAGAAAGACAUAUUUACAGAUGUUUAAAGACAUAAUUUCUCAGCUUCACAUGGCUCUAAAUCAGCACAAACACAUAUUUGCUAUGUGUUACCUAACUGCGAGGAUGACUGAAAUUCUUUCAUCGGUGGGAAACGUUUGUUGGGGUGUUAAAGUGCCUGUAAUAGCAAAAUACACCAGUAGAUGGCGCCAAAUGCAAAGCUGGUACCUGCACUGUGCACUGAUGUCUCUGAUGAAGACAUUGUCAGGCUGCAAAUGUACCAGCAGAAUCAUGUAAGCAGUUUGAGAAUGAGUUAAUUGAUUCUGAUUGAAGAUGAUAAGCACUGGCUCUUUAAUGUCAAAUAAAGGAUAAUAAACCCAGAAAAUUUGACUUUGAUGCUUUUAAGAUAGUGGUUUACAGUAAUUGUUUUUAACCUGGAAAGAAACAUCUAGACCAUUUCGCUGCAAAAUUAAAGAAAUAAGAAGAAAAAUAUCAAAUUACUGUAUUUGGGGUUUUUUUAUGGAUACUAAAUAGUUUUUUGCAUUAAAUCUGUGAAAUUGUUCAUGAUGAUUAGGUGUAUUUUCAGGCCAAAUUUAAAUUGUAAUGCACCUGUUUCUUUUUUUUUGUUAUUUUCAUUGUUUCUCAUUAUGUUAAUGCAGAAGGUAUUCACUGUAUUUAAAAUAAAAACAUGUAGUAAAUAUUUAAUUAGUGUAAUACAAUUUAAAUUGUAGUAAAACUAGCAUGAAGGCAGUUUUAUAAAAGUCAUGAUGUACUGAAAUAAAAUAGAAAUUAAAUUAUAAUUUGUCACCAUCA
Molecule: messenger RNA, 1922 nt
Organism: Onychostoma macrolepis
Lineage: Eukaryota; Metazoa; Chordata; Actinopteri; Cypriniformes; Cyprinidae
Gene: marchf5l
Product: membrane-associated ring finger (C3HC4) 5, like
Exons: 7
Coding region: 201-1076 (291 amino acids)
Molecular function (GO): zinc ion binding
Source: RefSeq, a predicted model, not a curated record